AUGGCGUCGCUCUCUGCUGCUGCGGAGGAGUCCAAGCUGUCGCCGGAACUGCUGCGCACGAUCCGCGACGACGCAGAGGCGCGCGUGGACGUCAUGGUGCAGCUCACGUCGCCAUCUCAGGCGGUGCAGGCCAGCCGCAACCAUGCUGACGCGGCGGAUCUGAGCCGCACCCAGCGCGUCUCGUGCGUGGCCGAGUCGCUCCAGGAUUUCGCCGCGCACACGCAGCAGCCGGUAAAGGAUCUGCUCGCACGGCACAGCGAGCUGUUCCGCGGCUCCACGUUCCUGUGGAUCAGCAACUCCGUCGCCGUGCAGGGCGCGCAGCGAGAGCUGCUGCUGGCUCUGACGCGGCUGGAUGCAGUGGAGAAGAUCGAUCUGGAACAGGUCUUCCAGAUUCGAACAGAAAAUCAGUAG
Phytophthora sojae is the source of this 411-nucleotide messenger RNA. RefSeq lists its product as hypothetical. The transcript has a single exon. The record is from RefSeq and is a predicted model, not a curated record. Lineage: Eukaryota; Oomycota; Peronosporomycetes; Peronosporales; Peronosporaceae. Bases 1 to 411 code for a protein of 136 amino acids.